AUGGAUCAUGAAGCCGCCCAGCUGGAGAAGCAGCAUGUGCAUGACGUGUACAAGAGCACCGCACCCUACUUCAGCGACCUGCAGAGCAAAGCCUGGCCCCGGGUGCGCCAGUUCCUCCAGGAGCAGAAGCCAGGCAGCCUUAUCGCUGACAUAGGUUGUGGGACUGGAAAGUAUCUCAAAGUAAACAGCCAGGUACAUACCCUGGGCUGUGACUACUGUGGGCCAUUGGUAGAGAUUGCCCGGGAGAAAGGAUGUGAAGUCAUGGUAUGUGACAACCUUAAUCUCCCCUUUAGGGAUCAGGGCUUCGAUGCCAUCAUCUCCAUAGGAGUCAUACAUCACUUUUCUACAAAACAAAGAAGAAUCAGAGCAAUAAAAGAAAUGGCCAGGGUUUUAGUUCCUGGAGGCCAGCUGAUGAUUUAUGUUUGGGCAAUGGAACAAAAGAACCGUCACUUUGAGAAGCAAGAUGUGCUUGUCCCAUGGAAUAGGGCCCUGUGUUCCCAGCUCUGCUCAGAAUCCAGCCAGUCUGGGAGGAAGAGGCAGUGUGGACAUCCAGAAAGAAGCCAUCCCUAUCCUCCUCCUUCCUCUGAGUGCAGCUGUUCUGUUUGUUUUAAAGAGCGAUGGGAUUCAAAGCGGUCCCACAGCCUGGACUAUGCUCCUGUCAUGGCGAGAACCUGCUUUGCAAAUAUUUCUCAGGAAGGCCAGGAGGAAUAUGGACUCUAUAACACAUUAGGAAAAUCAUUUCGUUCAUGGUUUUUCUCCAGAUCUUUGGAUGAAUCAACUUUGAGGAAGCAAAUUGAAAGAGUGAGACCCUUGAAAAACACAGAAGCUUGGGCCAAUAGCACUGUAACAAUCCAGCCUUCCAGGCACUCUAGUUUAGACUUCAAUCACCAAGAGCCAUUUUCAACAAAAGAGCAAAACUUAGAUGAGGAUGUGUUUGUGGAAACUUCUUCUCGAAAACACUUAGAGUGGCUGGGGGCACCAGGCACUAUGAAGCAUUUAAAUGGUGACUAUCAAGGAGAAAUUAGGAGAAAUGGAGGGGGGAAUUUUCUGGAGAGCAGGAAUACUGAUGAGUAUUAUAGACAUGCAGGAGACUUAGAAGAAGGAAGCCCUUCUGCUAGUAAAAUAUUGGGAAGGAUUUCUGCAGUCAAUUCCAUGGAUUCCAACUCAGAUGACACAGUUUCUGUGGAAGAACAGCAGCCCGACAUUCUGGACUCCAGAGCCUUUAUGCGCUACUACCAUGUGUUUCGAGAAGGUGAGCUCUAUGGCCUACUCAAGGAGAAUGUAUCCGAGCUCCAGAUUCUCAGCUCUGGGAAUGAUCACGGCAACUGGUGUAUCAUUGCAGAGAAAAAGGAAAACUGUGACUGACUGAAUCAUUUUAGACAAUUCCUCAAAAGUUGAACCACUUUCUUUUCACUAGGUUUGAUCUGGUUACCUGAAUUUGCAUUCAGUUUCAUUAUUUUUUGAUCCGUUUAUGCUUUGGUCUGUAGAGACUAUGCAUUAAUUGAUCUUUAAAAUAUAUAUAUAUUUGGGUAAGCUCAGAGCCUGGCACUGAAAGCACCUGACAAAGGGCAUCGUGUUUAGAUAUUAAUGUAAAAGAUCUGGUGAAAUAUAGAAAAAUAUACUGCAGUGCAGUUUGGAUUUUUAUUUUCCCUUGAAAGAUUAAAUUCUUGUAAGAAUACA
Molecule: messenger RNA, 1680 nt
Organism: Carlito syrichta (Philippine tarsier)
Lineage: Eukaryota; Metazoa; Chordata; Mammalia; Primates; Tarsiidae
Gene: TRMT9B
Product: KIAA1456 ortholog
Exons: 3
Coding region: 1-1365 (454 amino acids)
Biological process (GO): tRNA wobble uridine modification
Cellular component (GO): cytoplasm; nucleus
Molecular function (GO): tRNA binding; S-adenosylmethionine-dependent methyltransferase activity
Source: RefSeq, a predicted model, not a curated record